Zonotrichia leucophrys gambelii is the source of this 2379-nucleotide messenger RNA. It is a transcript of the gene DTWD1, whose product is annotated as DTW domain containing 1. Gene Ontology annotation, cellular component: nucleus. NCBI's taxonomy places the organism in Eukaryota, Metazoa, Chordata, Aves, Passeriformes, Passerellidae. Gene Ontology annotation, biological process: tRNA modification. The transcript has 6 exons. The record is from RefSeq and is a predicted model, not a curated record. Gene Ontology annotation, molecular function: tRNA-uridine aminocarboxypropyltransferase activity. The coding region runs from base 289 to 1233 and encodes 314 amino acids.
ACCGCGCUGUUACCGGGGCAGAGGCAGCGCCCUGCGCUGUCCGCCCGCAGAACCUGCGCUCCGAGCCGGCCUGCGCUCACCCCGCCGGGCUGAUAGCAGCGAGCUGCGGCAUGGCCGGGGCUGUGGCACCCCUGAGCUGUACACGGCCCCCCGAGGUGCACCGGCCGACCUGCUGAGUUGUCCUAGAAUUGCGGCUGGAGUGUGGAGGGUACCCCCCACCGGCAGCGAUUUACCAGGGAUUUAGAGAUGAGGCAUAUAAUUCCUUGUCAGUAGUCAUAUUGGAGACAAAUGGGAUUGCUUAUCCAGCUAACCAUGUCUUUAAAUUCAUCUACACUUUUAAAUGAAAGAAAUGCUCAAGGAGCAAAAAGAAAUACUGAGUGUUUGGAAAGCCUACUGCAGAGUCCAUCAUCUGUUCAAGAUAAUCCACUUCAACAAUUACAGUUAGCUUCCCAGGAAGUACUGGAAAAGGCAAAAAAGAGUGGGAGAUCAAAAUGCCCCCAGUGUCAUAGUUCAAGGAUGUUUUAUUGUUAUACAUGCUUUGUUCCUGUCGAAACUGUCCCUACCAAAGAAAUUCCAACUGUGAAGUUACCUUUGAAGAUUGAUAUUAUUAAACACCCAAACGAAACAGACGGCAAAAGCACGGCUGUGCACGCUAAGCUCCUGGCACCUGAUGAUGUUACAAUUUAUAAAUACCCCUGCAUUCCUGAGUAUGAAGAGAAGAGACACGAAAUAGCACUUAUAUUUCCUGGCCCAAAUUCAGUUUCAGUUAAAGAUAUUGCUUUCCAUCUCCAAAAGUACACCAAGAAAAGUGUCUGUUCUAGUGACGAUGACUGUUCCAGAGAGCCCCUUCCUAAACAAGCAAAAAUAGAACCUGAAGAAGAAAAAAAUCCAAAUGAAUGCAUCUCAAGCAGCAGGAGUGAAGGCACGAGACUGAAGAAAAUAAUAUUUAUUGACAGUACCUGGAAUCAAACUAACAAGAUAAUAACUGAUGAACGACUUCAAGGGUUACUGCAAAUUGAGUUGAAGACAAGGAAAACUUGCUUUUGGCGUCAUCAGAAGGGAACACCAGAUACAUACCUUUCCACAAUAGAAGCAAUUUAUUAUUUCCUUGUGGACUAUCAUCAGGAGAUUUUGAAAGAGAGCUACAAAGGACAAUAUGAUAAUCUGCUUUUUUUCUUUUCAUUUAUGUAUACAUUGAUUAAAGAUGCCAAGUGUUGUGCAGGAAAAAAGUAAGCUGUCUGUCGGUGCAUGACACUACUUUUUUUUGUAAUAAUAACCUGCACAAACAUAACCAGGGGUUUUUUUUUGGAAAUAGACUGUCCUCUAAAUAAUGUCCAGAAGUGAGCUGCAGCCCUCCUCCUGCAUGCUUGAGGUGGUAGAACUGCUCACAUGAGCAGUCUUAUUAGAGUUACUUACUUGAAAACAGUUACAUUUUCCUAAAUAUUGCUGUACUUCAACCUACAGGCCUGAUGUGCUCACUGUGAUGAGCACAUUUCCUGACAUGGGAGUGAGGACCUGACCCCUCUUGCUGUAAGGAGUGAUCUCUUAACUGUAAGAAGGAAUUAGCCUGCCUGCUUUUCCAUUGUUACUGAUACUUCUGUCAGAUGGAUUCUUUGUGGUUUACACAGCAAUACUGAUUUUGCUACAGGGUUACUGAACGAGCAGAUGGUGUUUGGUUGCUGGGGUGAGUGGCAGCAAUAGAGAAUGAAAGAGCACAUUAAUUGAAUAUGAAUUAUAUAUUUUCAUGAUUAAUUCUGGAAAAUUCUUCUAGUAAUAAAAAAAUGGUCUCUUUAAACAUUGUUAUACAAUGUAUGAUUUCUGUAGUACCAUUCAUGUACUCUUAUAUUAGGAUUAUUCUCAAAUUCUUGGGUAAUUUUAGACUUCUUCAAACAAAUUUAGUUAAGUGUUUAUUACUGUUAUAUAUUACCAUUAUUUGAGGGAGCACUAACCUAACAAAUGUCACUAUGGCAUAUUGUAGGCACCACAAAUACUGGUUCUGACCACAAUAUUUCUGACAAGGCUUCCUUAAACUAGGCAGGCUGUGAAUCUGCUCUGCUUUUCCUUUUGCAGUGAAGGAGCAGAUUAGAAGAGUCUCAGCAAGGCUUUGUGCUGAUGGCAGUUUUGUCACGGUUGUAGUGCUGCUGUCAGAGUCAUCAGGUGUGAAUGCAGUUUUGCCAGGCUACACCAACACAGCCAGUGCUGGCAGAGGGAACAGACCUGAGCUUUACAGCAGAGUUAUAUGAAUAUAUUUUAGAUCAUACAUUGAUAAUUAUAUUCCUAAAGUAGGAAAAAAAUUAUUAAGGGUACAAUAUAAGAUGGAUAAAUAUUUCUGGAUAUUCUUAGAAAUGUGUUAUUUAAGAUAAAAUAUAUCUUGUCAAA